GAUGCCUGUUCAAACAUAAUCAAUGGAACAGCUCAGAUCCCUAAGGAUGUCACAGAGGAUGAUGAAAUCAUUACAAUGCUGGAGGCUGCAGAGAGAAGGGAGAGAAGGCGGCAGGAGGAGAAACUUCUGGAAGCAGCCAGGGAGGGUGACAUCUCUACUCUGUCUAAGCUGCUCAGUGGAAAAGAAGCUCCAGACAUUCACUGCAGAGACUCGGUGGGGAACACACCCUUGCACUGUGCAGCCUACAGAGGGCAGAAGCAGUGUGCCAUAAAGCUGCUCAAAUGUGGAGCCAGCCCCAGUUUAAAAAACCAAAAUGAGCAGACAGCAUUAGAGCUGGUACGCAAUGAUGAGCUGAGGUUGAUUCUAGCUGCCUAUCAAGAUAAGGAUGUGAGCAGUGCAGUGCAGAGGACUGAAGGCCUUCUUUGGAAGAGUUCACGCUUUCUGGGAUGGCGAUCCCACUGGGUGGUUAUUGAGGAUGGAACUCUCUCCUGGUACCCCAGACAGGCUGAUGUGCUGACUGGUGUCAGGAAACAGGGCUGCAAGUCUCUUACUCAAUCCUACUGCAUGAUCAAACCAUGGGACCAUUGCUUCUUCACGCUCAAGUGCUUUGAUGACACUCUUCAUUGUUUUAAAGUCCCUUCAAAGACAGAUUCAGUGGCAACAAGAAAAAGAUGGCUGGAUGCUUUUGAGGCCCAUUCAUCCUACAGCACUCGCCACAGCACCCAUGAACCAAUUAUAGACGAUGAAGCUACUGAUGGGGGCAGUUCAGUAAGAAUACUGUCUCAAGCCCUUCAGGCAGCCAACGCUUUCCAGCAGAAAUUGGAGGGUGAAGUGUCAAUAUUUCUAUCGAUGGUGAAGAACGAGGAGAACUAUGAAUUGGCUGCACCUCUUUUACUGAAAGCCAAAGAGACCAGUGAGCUCUCCAGUGAGACCUGUGCAGCUCUUCAUCAGUGCCUUGAACUGCUCUCAAAGCAAGAGGAGGUGUGGAGCCUGAAGUUAGAGCAGGAGGAAGAGAAGAAUAAAGCCCUCUCAGAGGCUCUGCAGACGUUGUCAACUGAGAACAUCAAACUCCAGCAGUCCCUGUGUAAGGGCAGGAGGUUGUCUGCCCUCAGUUCCCUCAAUGAAGAUGACUUCUAUGAUGCUGUGUCAGAGUCGGAUUCGGAGCUCUCUGUGAGCGGCUUCCUUUCUCUGACCAGUUACUCCUGUGAAGAGGACGAGGGGAGAGACGCCCCCCUUUUCAGCAGCCUCCGCCAUCCCAGCACGCUCAGGGGGCCUUCCGGAAUGUCAGGGGAGGGUAACCAUGGCAACCAACCAGCCCAGUGCAACGGAGUCGAAAAGCACAGAGGAUGUUUGCCGGCUCCCAUGUUCUCCAGGAACGACGUCAGCAUAUGGAGUAUCCUAAAGAAAUGCAUCGGCAUGGAGCUGUCGAAGAUUGCCAUGCCUGUGAUAUUUAACGAACCUCUGAGUUUCCUCCAGCGGCUAACAGAAUACAUGGAGCACACCUACCUCAUCCACCAGGCCAAUGCUACAACAGACUCAGUGGAGAGGAUGAAGUGUGUUGCAGCAUUUGCUGUGUCAGCUGUAGCGUCGCAGUGGGAUAGGACUGGGAAACCCUUCAACCCACUACUUGGGGAAACAUACGAGCUCAUCAGAGACGAUUUGGGCUUUAGGUGGGUUUCCGAGCAAGUAAGCCACCAUCCUCCAGUAAGUGCCUUUCAAGCAGAGGGCCUCAAUGAGAAUUUUGUCUUCCAUGGCUCCAUCUACCCCAAACUCAAGUUUUGGGGGAAAUGCAUAGAAGCUGAGCCUAAGGGAGUUAUCACACUCGAGCUGCCGAAAUAUAAUGAAGCCUACACCUGGACAAACCCUACCUGUUGUGUGCACAAUAUAAUUGUGGGACAGCUUUGGAUUGAGCAGUAUGGCAGCGUGGAAGUGAUCAAUCACAAGACUGGAGAGAGAUGCAGCAUGACUUUCAAACCCUGUGGCCUCUUUGGAAAAGAGCUCCAUAAAGUGGAGGGCUACAUCUUAGAUAAAAGCAAAAAGAAGCUCUGUGCAAUAUAUGGCAAAUGGACUGAGUGUCUUUACACAGUCGACCCCGCUUCCUUUGAGGACAAAAAGAUGGACAAAAAGAAUUCCGAUGACAAAAAGGGCAACAAACAGAGCAGUGUGGAUGAGGAGCCAGAAGAGAUGCCUCCGCCUGAUGCCGAAACCGUCCAGGUCAUCCCGGGGAGCGAGCUCAUCUGGAAGAUAACGCCUCGACCAGAAAACUCAGCCAAGUUCUAUGCAUUUUCAAAAUUUGCAAUGCACCUAAAUGAGCAUGAGAAGAGCAUGGAGGGAGUUAUUCCCACCACAGACAGUCGCCUCAGACCUGACAUUCGGGCCAUGGAGAACGGAGAUAUAGAUAUGGCGAGUGCAGAGAAGAAGAGACUUGAGGAAAAACAGAGAAUGGCUCGGAAAAAUCGCACUAAAUCAACAGAAGAGUGGAAAACAAGGUGGUUUCAGCAAGGACCCAACCCUCACAACAAAGCUCAGGACUGGCUCUACUCAAAAGGCUACUGGGACAGGAACUACAAUCACAUGCCUGACAUCUACUAAUAAGUAGAAAUACAAACUAUUACCAUGGACAUUUAAAUCUACUUUUACAACCGUUCCACUUCUUAGCUGUACUAGGUUUUUUUUUGCUAGAGCUUCCAACAAUGUAAAGGAGUAAGGUACAGAGGGUAGGAUUGACUUAACAUGUUAUAAUGAAUAAACCUAGAGGCAUAUAUGUACUCCUACAGAUGUGUGUGAAUAAAAAGCACAAAAUCUCUUAGCUUAUUUAUUGUGGUCCUUGGCCAUUUAAAUAUGAUAUAGGCAUGUCAUUGAAAAAUAGAAUGUAUUUUAGAAAUAUGAAUAUAUAAAUGUUAGAUAGCUGGAGGGAUGAAACAGCAACCUUGUUUUUUUUUGUUAGUAGUAUGUUCAUGAUUCCUGCUGGUCAUUUUACAAAUAACAUCAGUGCAGACAUACUAGAUAAAAUCAGUGAGUAAUGCAUCCUGAGCAGAAUUCAUUUGACCUUUAUUACAUUUUGACACUGAUUCUCCUUUGGCCUUCUGUAUCGAAGUGCUAACGAUUAUAACAGAAUAUUUAGGAGCCUUUUGAGUCUAUUUUGUAGUUGUGCAGAUAACUAGUGUUCGAUGCAUUUUAAAUUCUGCUUGUUAGCUAAUGAUAUUUAACUGCGCCUAGUUGUUUCUCUACGAAGAUAUGAGCUGGUAAAAAGGGAUGUUUCACUAGAAUCCUGGGCAGUACUACAACAACAAGACUAACUCAACUUAACAAUGCAUACAAUUUGAAUGGGGUCCUAAAUGAUGGACUGUAUAGAGGUGAACAGUGUUGCACAUACAUCUACUUGACUGUAAUAAAGUAGCAUCUUUUCCAAACUGUACUGUAGCAGAAACACUUGCUCUGCACUAUAGAUUUGUGUGUAUGUGUGUUAAGGUCUUGCAUUUGUUCAGUGAAACUUCUUAUAUUCCUAGAGUUAUUGGUCUAAGUAAAGUAUAGCAUGUGUAUCCUUAUAACUAUGCAAGCCUUACCUCUUUCACAAUCAAGCACUGAAUAUUAUUUUUCUCUACUUGUGAAUAGCUGACAGAAGUGUAUGUUUUUUUUCCCCCGUUAUGACACUUUUGGGUAUUAAAACUGAAUUUCUAUUGUUGCUAAAUAAAGGCUUAAUGUUCACUGAAA
Molecule: messenger RNA, 3714 nt
Organism: Labrus bergylta (ballan wrasse)
Lineage: Eukaryota; Metazoa; Chordata; Actinopteri; Labriformes; Labridae
Product: oxysterol-binding protein-related protein 1-like
Cellular component (GO): cytosol; perinuclear endoplasmic reticulum; plasma membrane
Molecular function (GO): cholesterol binding; protein binding
Source: RefSeq, a predicted model, not a curated record